CAGUCUGCACAGUUCGGAUUUCGCCUUCGUCGUGGCCACACGUCGUCCUCGUCCAAGUCAGUCAAAAGUGCGCACCCACCACCGGCCAUUGUGUGUGGUGGUCGGUUGCCGCCCGUCUCUCGCGCCUUUCGCGUCUCUACCUGGUGGCAGCACCCGUUCGUACAUCGUCGUCUAUUUCUGUGUGGGUAGAUGCGUGAGUGCUCCCCCAAAACGCUAUCAGCAGCACCACAAUGUUGAUUGCAGCCAGCGUUCGUUCUGAUCUGGUUGGAGCUCACGGCGAUUGGGAGUAGAUUUUUAGCCGCGAAAGUUCCUCACAGAGUGAAGAAGUUCCCUGAACCACGUCCUCCAAACGGCGACCCCCGUUUAUAACUGUGUUCGGUGAAAGAAAUUGGAAACGACAGAGUGCUGUGUUGUGGUGCCAGGUGCUGCGUGCUGUGUGAAAAAGUGAUUUGUUUUCGUACUUCAACCUCAACCUUGAAUCGGCUGGGGUUGGUGAGUGAGAGCGAAGCGCAACGAAGAAUAUUUCAGUGUGCGGCGAAGUGGUCAAGUUCGUGUUGGUUGGAAAUAGCCAAGAAAUCCGUACAAGCUGGCUGCACUCGCUGAUUACUUUGGAGAUAUUUUCCUUUCAUUAACCAAUAAGAAACAUACUACUAGCAAGCAAAAGAAAAACAAGAAAAGCAAACGCAACUCCUCGCAGAACAUGAGUACAGGGCCCGCCCAAAUCGACGAAGUGUUACAAAACAACAGCAACAACAACAACAACAACAACAACAACAAUAGCAGCAGCAUCAACAACAUUCACGACAUCGGCAGCAAAGCACCAACCGCCUCCACCGUUGCUGGCAUCGGUGGCAGCAGCAUUGGCAUUGCUUCACUAGUUACCGCACCUUCACCACCAUCAUCAUCAUCAUCAAUAGCAUCUGCACCGAGCACCAACUCAUCCACCUGGCAGCAGCCCGGUCCUUCGUCACCGACUUCGUCGUCGCCAUCGACUACCUGCCAUAUCAGCACUAGCCCGAGCACCAACCACGGUUGCAGUAUGGCGACAGUAGCGGCGACGGCGACGACAACGACGACAGGGCCCGCGGCAGCCAGUUCGGUUAUUGCGUCACCAGUGUCACCCGCGUCGUCUAGUAGUACAAACAAUGCACAGAAGGAGCUUCCAUCGUCUGCGGUGGCGGCGACAGCAGCGGUGGAUCCAUCGAGCCAAGUGACAUCGGCGCCCUCCUCGGCGGCAGCGGAUCCACUCAAUCGGCAGACGACGGGUCUUGGCGGCAGACAACGGACUCUCGGCGGCAAAGGCAAGCAUUUAACGCGAAGUCACGCCAUGCGCGAGUCAACUUCUCCUCCCCGAACGCCCACACCGCGGUCACCGUCAGAUCAGCACAACAACAAUAGUAAUGGCUCCACGAGCCAGCAGCAGAGCAUGCUGCCCAUGAAUGCGACAUCGUCCGAGCCAUCCUGCGUCAUCGGUGGCAGCAGUUCGCACUCACCGGUAUCGGAAUCUCGACUGUUCAUCAACAGCAACAAUAACAAUGACUACGGCAACAAACAGACUUGUAGCAAUUCGCCAAAUAUCGUUGUUUACGGGGGCGACGAUCGGGGCGGCAAAAGCCAGCUGGAUCUAGACUUCCCGAAGCUGACGCCCCCCAAGUCGUCCUUCGGUCCCAAUGGUACCGGCAAUGGCAACGGAAAGAAUAGCAAUGGUAGGAUUAGCAACAAUAGUACCAGUAGUAACGCUAAGAGUGAUUCAGACAAACCAGACCACCAUCAUCCCGGGGGGCAGGCCGCCAAAGGAAAGAAUUCCGAACUGGUAGAUCAGCACAAGGAACCGAAACAGCAACAGACCGCACCACUCAUGCUGGACUGCGGGGAUCAGUCAAUCAUAGCCGGUCUGGCCGUUUCGACGCCUGCCAUCGCCCCAAACACUGCAUCGUCAUCGUCGCCAGUAUCAUCAAAUAAUAACUAUUGUGAUAAUGAGAAUCGUAAUUUACGUGAGGUUAAUUUUAGUGCUAAUAGUAAUGAUUCUAACAAUCAGAUUAAUAUACAAUUUUCACAUGAGGAAAAUCGAUAUAUACAAUGUGAAAGUCCUACUGAUAGCCUUAUAAGAAAUAAUAGUAGCUCUAAUGGUAAUCUUAAUAAUAGCGCUCAUAACAAUAAGAAGCACCGUGGUGCGGGCGGUGGAGGAGGAGGAAUCGCAAUCGGUGGUGGAGGCGGAGGCGGAGGAGGAGGAGGCGGUGGUGGGAACAUGAAUCCCGCCACUGGCAAAGGCAAUAAGCCUCGACUUAAACAUAUGAGUGGAGGAUCCUCUUCAAGCAUGGAUGGCAACGGUUCGAUCGGUGGUGGCUGUGGGGGAGGACUGGGAGGAGGCGGUGGUGGAUCUUCUUCGAGCUUCCUUUCGCGGGACAACUCGUGCGAGCAGUUCACCGAUCAGAGCGGCGUCAACUUGAUACAGUUCUUCAAGGAGACGCUGAACAAGAACUUCAAGGACCGCAACAUGCUGAUGAAGAUCGAGAAGGAACUGCUUGCGCUGGCUAUGGAUCGCACCCGCAGCCAGAUCAAGUUUCCACCAAUGUCUUCCUACAAUCGAAUGUUGAUUCACCGCGUGGCAGCGUACUUCGGAAUGGAGCAUAACGUGGACGCCACCCAGCAGAGUGUUAUUGCCGAGGUUACUUCGGCCACCCGAAUACCGGAGAUUCGCUUCAAGACGCUGAUCAACGAGAGCUUCUCGGAGGAGCCCCGCAAGUCGAUACUGAAGCGGGACACGCACAGUUUCGACGAAUACCGGUAUGGGUUGCUGCACUGUCCCGAUCGCGGCAUUCUGGACAGGAAGGCGAAGAGCUUCGAGGAACGGGAUGAGGAUUACGAUAAGGUCAAAAGGAGGAUCUUUAAGAACCGUGAGGACGGUAAUUCCGAAGAGCAUUGGCAAUGGAUAUCAACUGAUAAUCCUGAACCGCCAAACGGCCGACCUAAGCUUCAAAACAAUCGCCUGCUAAAAGUACAAUCAGUGUCAAUUGAAGGUCGAUCGGACGAACGACCAUGCGUAUCCAAGUCGCACAGCUUCGGUGGCUACGGAGGUUCAUCGCAGAACGCCCCGUUACUACGAGGCGACUCGAUCACGUCCACCAAGAGCGCCAGCGGACGACUGUUCACCAAGCAGGACUCCAACGCUAGUACAAACACCCCAUGGCGGUUGUCUCCCUCCAGCAGCGGUUCGUACUUCACUUUCAGCUACAAAACGCAAUCGAUCCGAUCGGAUUCGGUGACGCCCUCGCCGACGGGCUACGGAAGCGGAGAUCACACCCCAGAACCGUGUAUCCAAUCGCCAUCAUCGACGUGCGGUGUCGUCUGGGCGGUAACCGAUAUGGCGAGUGUGCCAAAGGGAAGCGUGCUGAUUGAUCCACAGACCCUACAACCGAUCGUCAAUCAGGAUGGCUCGAUCUACCACUUCGACCCAUCCAACCUUCCGCAAACGGCCAACUUGCCGGGUAGUGUCCCCAGAAUGCAGAAGAAGAAGUUCGAAAAGCAGAAAUCCUUCAACAGCCGGAACAAUCUCAACAGUAGCAGCUCGCUCGAAAGUUCGAUCGAUCUGUCCCUGAGCAACAAGAAUGACUGCGGUCAGCAGACCAAUACAAACGCCACUACCACCAUUGCCGAGGAAGUCGGCAGUGAACUCAUAUACGACGGCUCUACCAGUACGAUUAAGAUUACCACUAAAGAUAAUCAUGAUAUUGACGAAAAUUCUAGUCUUUGCGAGGAGCUCUCACAAACUACCAAUGAGCUUGGUACACUUAAGCUGCAGAAACACCAAGCAACCAGUCCAAUGCUGCAGGCCAGCGAACUGCAGCCCUUGGAGCUGAAUGAGAUUCAGCUCAAUGCCAACCAUGAGCAUGAGCAUGGUGCUCUAGCGGAAGCGCUUACCCCAUUGGUAACAGAUUCUGAAACAUGCGGUGGCACCCUGAUGGUAGCAGUCAACAGUGAUACCGGUAGUGUCAAACACGAUAACCAAUCUGAGCAUCACCAGCACGGCCUAGCCAGCAACGAUGCUACCAACGACUCCACCAGCGAUAACUCUCAGGAGGCGGACAAAAAGGAGGAAACGGUCGUAAAGAUGAACGCGGUACAGACAGUUCCUUUGGUAAGUUACUCAAACUCGGCAACGCCCAACAGUGCAUACACGAUCAACUACGAGAACGGCAGUGGCACGCCGGGUGGUGCAGGAACUACCGUCUACGCGUCCGGAGCGCCGGGAAUGUCGACGACAUAUCAGACUGCGCCCGACGGCACUAUCUACGCGGUACCUUCACCACUAGUUUAUACAUAUCCCUCGGCGAUGGAAGCGGAAAUGUCCGGUUACUUUGUUCCUGUCUACGAUCAACAGCGUGAUCCAAAUAUGUGUACCGCUGCGGGUACUCCGGUGUAUCAGGCGGCGGCAGCAGCUGCCGGUGCGACUUCUACAGUAUUACCGAUUGCGUACACUCCAACGGCGGCCUACAGUGGUGCUCCCCUUUACCAGAAUCCGACGGCUGUUAUGUACUCGUCGGAGCAAUUCCCAACUGCUGCGCAAGCGACUGCCGCCGCAGCUGCUGCUGCAGCAUCAGCCGGACCACUUCCGCAGUAUCCAAUCGGAUAUCCCAUUGGCAUUGGCUAUCCCUUCAAUAGUACAGCUUACCAAAACUACUGGAAUCAACCGAUUACUUAUUACGUUCCCCAAACGCCCGUCCCAUCUGCGGGAAGCACUCCGAUCAUUAUGCCUCCGCCAGUGACGCAAACUCCCACAAACAGCAGUAUGAUGUCGGCGACUUCGAUGCAUGGCAAGCGAAACACGACACCCCCAAACCAUGGCCAGCAGUCGCAAAAUCAAGGGCAAAGUACAUCUGUAACUCCGGUGCCGAUCUCUCCAUUCGCUACCAACAUACCGAUGCAACUUCCCGACCCAGCCGGCGGUCCGAUGUACGCGAUUCCUCAACCUUUCUACUCCAACAUGCUUCCAUUCACUGGUCCUAUGACACCACAUUCACAUCAUCCGGCUGCCGGUGCAGGCGGUGGCGGGACGAUCGUGAACUCAGUACUUCCCACUGCCACUGCAGCUGCUGCCAUCGGUUACCAUCAUCCACAUUCACAGUCCAAUCAGGGCAAUCCAGACUCGUUGCCCUCCAGCAAUGGAUCAGCGAGCAACAUUUACUCAAACACUAGUCAAAACAACAAUCCUCAGACACCUCAGUCCACGCCAAGCACGCCACUCUCAUUGCCUAUCUCGCUACCACCCCAUGGCAAAAAUCCGCCCUUGUUUGCCACCCCUCCUAUUCUUCCCAAUGGCUACAAUCCUCAAAUGGGUUCCGCUUCAGGAAGCGGAAGUGGUGCUGCGGGUCACCACCACUACAACCCUAGCCAUUCGUACGAAGACCGCAAGAGCAGUGGAUCGAGCGGUGGCUAUCAAGGGAAGCGAUCGAAUGUCAACAGUGGAAACUACUUCAACUACAGCAACAAUAACAAUAGCCGCCAAAUGACACCCAACAGUGUCGGCGGUGGAAGCGGCAGCACAUACCAGAACCAAGGCAAUUCCGGAACCAACGGUCCCAAGAGCUAUGUAAACUCGAAUAAUACAGGGAACAAUCAAAAUUCUAACAAUGGUGCCGGCAAUGGAAGUGGCCCAUUGAUGCUAGGGCAGCCUCCCAAGGGCCGAUCAGACGGCCAGGCAACCGUGACCAAGCCACCACUGAUACCAACAUUACCAAACAAUAAUAAUAGCACUAGCAGUAAUACCAACCCUAGCGAUAAGACACGCAUCAACCGUUCAUCAAAGCCACCAAAUCUAGACUUAAAGCGAAGCUACAACAGUUUUAACGUAAACAGUAGGAACACACCGAGCACAAACUCAACGGAAAGCAACAACUCACCAAACAGUAUUACGUCGUCAUCCGUGCACGAGCAUCACCCGCAGCAACCGCCACAGCAUCAUCAUCACCACCAUCAUGCGCAGUCGCACCAUCCAUUUGGUCACGGCGGUGGCGGGGCCGGCAGCGCCACCGGUGCCGGGGGAUCAAAUCCAUCGCACCACCCGUACUAUCCGCCACAGCAGCACCAACCGCAGCAACAGCACACCUACUACCAUCACAGUCAACGCGGUGGUAGCGUCGGUAGCAAUAGUGGUGGCUCGAAUGCCACGGCCGGAGGAGCGGCAGCUACGCACACCAUGCCAUCGAGUGCCAUCCAGUCGGCGGCGGCCGCGGCUGCAGCGGCUUGCGCAGCGGCCAUCGAACCGUACCAUUCGCAGCUGAUCCCGCUGAAUGCGGCCGGGAUGUCCUACGUGAAGAUCGGGCAGACCUACUUUACGCAUCCAUCCCUGGCUUUGCCUCCGAGUCGCCGGUCGCCUCCAAAUGACAUACGUCCAAUCGCUGGAGUCUAUCCAGCCAUGAACAUGGUGAUGCCAGCAUCACGACAGUUCACACCAAGACCUCAGCAUAGCGGUGGCUACAAAGGCAGCAAGGCGCCUAGAUAAAAUGCUUGCUAAUAUUCCGUAACUCAAGAAGAAAAACAAUGAUAAAGGAAAUUCUAAGCAACAAGUAUAAAUUAUGAACAUUACAGCAGAAGUAAUCGCACUAUUUAAGAAACGCUAAUCGCCAUGGAUGGAUUAGAAUCACUUACCACAACCAUAGACAAUGACGAAAAUAUACGCGCAUCCGCGGUAAUGACCAUUUCCCCGUCCGACAAAAAAAAAUCACCAAAUCGGAUUGCGAGGAAGAUCGGUUUUAACAAAUCGAGAACCUCCAAAAGUCCGGAAGAAGUGGUCACUGCGAGAGAAGGGGCUAGCGAGAACAAAACACGAUCGCCCGUGAAGAGAAAAUGCCAUUUAUUUUAUUACCGAAUAAGAUUAUUAAUAUAUACAUAUGUAUGAUUAUUAUUACCACAUUACAUAGCAGUGAAAGUAUCUUUAGAGACAAAUUAUUAAAAAGUAUGAUACCAGUUAAUAACUGAUAGAAACCUAAAAAUUAAAGCAACAAAAAUUCAGAGUGAAUAAAAUGACAAAAAGAAAACUAAACUUAAAACAUGAAAGUAGCAAACGCUCUACCAGUGAUUCAAUCAACGCUAUGCGAAUUAUUUCUAAAAUAAUUUUAAAACGCGAAAUGAAAAAAGAAGAGACGCGACGCAAACUAGCACAAAAACUUCUGAAACAGUGAUCAACAAACAAAAAAGAGUAAGCAAAGAGCGAGUAAGGAAAAACCAGUUGUAAGAUUGGAUUGUUGAAUAGAUGGAUAAGUACGUUGAGAGAGGAAGAAAGGAUAGAAGCGCAAGAAAAAGAGACGGAAGUAAAACUGCCGCCCACACUACUCUAACUAUUUCAUUUACUAAAUACCUACUAGCUGGAACAGCCGGCAGGACUAAGUGACAGGAUGAGAAUGAGCCAAACAAGAAUCAGUAGCUAGUGAACCGCCACACUCACACAGACGGAACCUAUAUCGUGAAUCAUCAAACCUAUUACUAUAUGGUAUGUAGCAUACAUAAAAUGCAAUUUCAUUAGAGCAUGACACAGAACCCAAGAUCAAGCCAGUUUACAGAAAAUUUAUAUGAAAAUUUAUUUAUAUAACGAAGCAAGUAAAAAUUGCAACCCGCGUAUGUAUAACAAAACAUAGUAGCAACAAAACUAACGAUUAUUUAUUCAUAAAACCAACUGAACUAUGCUGAAACAUUGCAAGCUAAACGACAAAACAUUAUAUAUCUAGUAGAGAGAAUAAUAAAUAAAAAUUGUUAAACCUA
Armigeres subalbatus is the source of this 7758-nucleotide messenger RNA. It is a transcript of the gene enc, whose product is annotated as protein encore. The transcript is spliced from 14 exons. The record is from RefSeq and is a predicted model, not a curated record. Bases 701 to 6502 code for a protein of 1933 amino acids. Gene Ontology annotation, molecular function: nucleic acid binding. Lineage: Eukaryota; Metazoa; Arthropoda; Insecta; Diptera; Culicidae.